This is a messenger RNA of Pieris brassicae (large cabbage white), 2667 nucleotides long. Its product is annotated as nephrin-like. Lineage: Eukaryota; Metazoa; Arthropoda; Insecta; Lepidoptera; Pieridae. Bases 180 to 2543 code for a protein of 787 amino acids. The transcript is spliced from 18 exons. The record is from RefSeq and is a predicted model, not a curated record.
GUUUCGUUGCUCUAACCCCUAUUUAUACGAUCGUAAAACUUUUUUUAGUAUCAAGUGAUUGUUUACAGUGACAUUGACUGUAAUGGUUUAAUGCGAGGUAAAGUGAAUGUGCUUUUAAAACAUAAAAUGGUCUGAUGCGACUUAAAAUGGAAAGAUAAGAUGGAUUGCAUAUAAACAAGAUGGCGGAGGAUUUUGGAGGGAAAUUGGUAGUGCUGCUUUUGCUCACCUUUAAGUGUUCCUGUUUGAGGACCAGGGCUCUAACCAAUGAAGAUACAGUGGACUUUGUUCCAGUUUCCACUAUGGAAGUGGAGGCCGUGGUGGGGAGGACGGGGUCGUUGCCCUGCGACAUCGAGCCGGACUCGCACGAGGACAGGGUCUACAUGGUGCUCUGGUUUCGACACGCUGGUGGCAAACCGUUAUACAGUUUUGACGUGCGUGGCCGCAGCUUCAACAAAGCAUUACAUUGGAGUGACCCGCUGGCUUUCGGGAAGCGAGCCUACUUCGUGACGAUGUCCAGGCCGUCAUCUCUAACCGUGGAGGCUGUCCAGCUGGACGAUGAGGGAAUAUACAGAUGUAGGGUCGAUUUUAAAAACUCCCCUACAAGGAAUUUUCAGAUACGACUCAAUGUUAUCGUACCACCACAUCAGUUGCUGCUGUACGACGAAGCUGGUCGAGAUGUGGCAGGUGUCGUUGGGCCCUUAGAAGAGAGUGGUAACUUUACACUACUCUGCGAACUUAGAGGUGGUCGCCCUCAACCAACACUAUCCUGGCUGAUCAAUAACACACCCGUUGAUGACCACAUCAUCCUGAAAAAUGAUGGCAAAGUUAUCAUUAGUAAAAUCAGCGUAAGUGGCGCUGAAAGAAGCUGGCUGAAUAGUACAGUGAGAUGUCAGGCGACGAACACAGCGCUGUUGAGUCCACACGAACGCACCGCUAGGGUGGAAAUGAAUUUGCGACCAACAUCAGUAUCAAUAGCAGGGAAGCCUGGCCAGCUAUCGGCGGAUUCUGAAGUUACACUGGUCUGCAUCACACAUGGCAGUAGACCACCAGCCCAGGUCACAUGGUAUCGAGAGAACAGGAAAUAUACUAGAGGAAAGCACAGCGAGUAUAUGAACGAUACGUCAACUGUUAGUAAACUCAGCAUGUUACCGCAACCAGAAGACGAUGGUACAACGAUAAGGUGUCGAGCUGAUAAUCCGAUACUCAGAGUCGCUUUGGAGGACUCGUUCAAAAUGAGUGUUGUUUACAGGCCGGUCGUAACUAUGUCCCUGGGCAGCACCCUCAACCCGAAUGAUAUAAAGGAAGGCGACGACGUAUACUUUGAGUGCAACAUAAAGUCCAAUCCUAAAGAGCACCGCAUCUCAUGGUAUCAUAACGAUGAACCAGUCAGCCAGAACAUGUCUUCUGGGGUCUUCAUCAGUACCAAGUCGUUGGUACUCCAGCGAGUGACCAGACAAGACGUUGGUUUAUAUUUAUGCAGGGCAGCCAAUCAAAUUGGGGAAACUACCAGUCAGUCCGUGUACUUGAGAGUGCAAUAUGCGCCAACUUGUACUCAGCCCACACCAGUAGUAAUUGGAGCAAGACUUGACGAGUCUCUCCGUGUGAGGUGUACAGUCAGCGCUGACCCGGCCGAUGUGGCAUUUUACUGGCAGUUUAAUAACAGCGGGGAAAGCUUUCAAGUGUCUCCUGCCAGAUAUGUAGCUACUGGUGGUACCGCAAGCGAAUUAAGAUAUCGAGCGGCCAGCGAAAGGGACUACGGCGCGUUAUUAUGCAGAGCUACAAACACCGUGGGCACGCAGCACAAGCCUUGUGUCUUCCAAAUUGUUCCCGCCGCUCGUCCAUCGUCGCCACGCAACUGCACAGCCAAACGCAUUGUAUCAAAGGAUGUGUUCCUAUCAGUGAGGUGUUUAGCAGGAUACGAUGGUGGGUUACACCAGCAUUUUUUACUGGAAGCAGUCGGUGACAACAGCAGGGUGCUUGCUAAUGUCACUGCUGGGAAGGACGACCUGGUGGUUUGGUUAAACACCAGCUGGUCGGUAUUGGAAACCCUGAAUGAAGAUGAAGUAUUAGCUGUCAGCGCGCGCAAUACCAAGGGCGUGUCAGACCCAGUAAUGCUAAGUGAAUUGGUCUUCAAAGAUGCUGCCAAGCAAACAGAGGAAACAGAUCGUGUAAUAGCGAAGUUUCCACUCGCUGCUGCGUUUGCUGGUUCUGCUGCUGUUGUCACUGCAAUUGGGGCCAUCAUAGCGCUUGUCUUUAAGAAGCGUCACGAAUCAUCAACAACGAGCAAGAGGCCAUGUCAGAGUGUGGUGCAGGUUGACGCUCAGGGUCGACGCUACCUUAUAGCCUACCCCACGACACACAGCCAGGAGAAAAUGGAGACAAAACCCGAUAUACUAAACCCCAAACACAAUGAAGCUGAGGGUCCCCGAGUGGUUCUAGAAUCCAGUGACAACACAAGUUACAUCAUCCGAGAAGCGAACCCACUGCCUCACUCCACUUGUCUGCCGCACACCCCACACGACGAUAUGAUGCCGCAAAGAUAACAUACAAAAUCGGAUGUCAGGAGCUGUAAAUAAAUUUAUGUAAAUUAAAUCGCCAACGCUUAUCUUUAAGUGAAUAUAGACGAAUUCUUCCAUAUCAUAAAUAUUGGAAAAAUUAAACAUUUGU